This is a messenger RNA of Sciurus carolinensis (gray squirrel), 741 nucleotides long. RefSeq names its product cytochrome b-245 light chain. Bases 101 to 673 code for a protein of 190 amino acids. Gene Ontology annotation, cellular component: NADPH oxidase complex. The record is from RefSeq and is a predicted model, not a curated record. Gene Ontology annotation, biological process: superoxide anion generation. Gene Ontology annotation, molecular function: heme binding. NCBI's taxonomy places the organism in Eukaryota, Metazoa, Chordata, Mammalia, Rodentia, Sciuridae. The transcript has 6 exons.
GUCACCUGGUCUCCGGGGGCGGGGCGCGGGGCUGGAGCGUCGAGUCGGACGCGGGGACUGCGUGCAGCCGGGCGGCAGUGAGCGCCAGCGGGGAGUCGCCAUGGGGCAGAUCGAGUGGGCCAUGUGGGCCAACGAGCAGGCGCUGGCGUCGGGCCUGAUCCUCAUCACCGGGGGCAUCGUGGCCACUGCAGGACGCUUCACCCAGUGGUACUUUGGCGCCUACUCCAUCGCAGCAGGGGUGUUCAUCUGCCUGCUGGAGUACCCCCGGGGGAAGAGGAGGAAGGGCGGCACCAUGGAGCGAUGUGGACAGAAGUACCUGACCGCGGUGGUGAAGCGGCUGGGGCCUCUCACCAGGAACUACUACGUCCGGGCCGUCCUGCACCUCCUGCUGUCCGUGCCUGCAGGCUUCCUGCUGGCCACCAUCCUGGGCACCGUCUGCCUGGCCAUCGCCAGUGUCAUCUACCUGACGGCGGCCAUCCGCGGCGAGCAGUGGACCCCCAUUGAGCCCAAGCCCAAGGAGCGGCCGCAGGUUGGAGGCACCAUCAAGCAGCCACCCAGCAAUCCCCCGCCCCGGCCCCCGGCCGAGGCCCGCAAGAAGCCCAGUGAGGAGGAGGCGGCGGCCGUUGGGGGUGCCCAGGUCAACCCCAUCCCGGUGACCGAUGAGGUCGUGUGACGUCGUCUGUACCCCCAGCAUGGCCGCCAGGGGGCGACUGUGCCCCAAUAAACGCAGUGAACACCUGG